AUGGAGGGAGGCAGGAAGGAGGAAGUGCUGGCGCUGCAGCUGGAGAUCGAGAGGCUCAAAGCGAGGAACCAAGUGCUCAAGCACCAUAUCUCUGCUCUCUCCCUCAUUUCCACAAAGCCCGAACAGUCGCCUUUCGUUCCCCAGCAGGAGCUGACCUGGCCCCUCCCUAACGAGAUUCGAACUUCCCUGCGCGAGCUCUUCCACCUCUCCCACGACCAGCAGCGGUUCAAGCUCCUCGACAACGACCUCCUCCUAUCUCUGGGCAUCGACGUGUCCACCCUCAUGCAGCACGCAGGCUCUGAGGAGCUCUCUUACGGAGACUUUGAGGUCAGAGUCGCAAGAGAGUGGGAGAUCAAGCGCAAGGCCAGCAGCCUCGACGACCUGAAGAUCCUCCGAGUCAUGGCGGAGUGCAUCCCCGGCGGGAAUGUAGAGAGUCCUCUUGCGGGGCUGCAGGGGAUGACAGCCAGCGCUCUGUCGGCUCUAUGGCAGACGGCGAUAGCAGGGAGGCUCGAGGAGGCGCUCAAGAGGCCGAUGAAGGCGAGAGGAGACGGUCAGACGUUGCACGUCAACAACAGCAAGUACUCGCUCAAUGAGUCAGAUAACGCGAAAGGCAGCAGGGAGGUACAGGAGGCCGUGUAUGGCGGUAUCAAGGAAUAUUUCGGGGGGCUGAUAGGGCGGAUCGGGCUACCUCAGACGGAGCUGAUGAAGGGGAUGGAGGAGGAGCACUGCAAGGGCAAGGACUCGGAGGAAGCGUUCACAACGAGCAACUACAACAUCAGGACGACAGCCAAGGAGGAGUGGCUCAACGUCAUAGACCCGGACAGGAGGCGAAGGCUGUCGGACGGCACGCGGGUCAUCCGAGCGAUGGAGGAGCUCAAGAAGCUCGAAAUGUCGAUCAAGGCGGAGCUGCGAGAAGAGGAGCUGAUAGCGCUGCAGCUUUACACAGGUACGGGACAGAUGUACCACAAGUACAAUAUCUCUCUGCGAGCCCCAGACAAGGUCGCCAACAGGUACACGACGACCAUCCACUGCGUCGUCAGCGGCGUCGUCAAGCUGUCACUACACUCGCCUCUACCGGAGGAUCGGCGAGUGUGGAGGGGAGUGAAGGGGAUGAGGCUCCCGGAGAGCUUCCUGAAGGAGGACGGGCUUGGGGUGUCAGGAGGAGUCGAGUACGGGCUGCUGAGCACGACGACAGACGUUGGGACGGCGAUCCAGUACGCCGGGAAGGGGGAAGAGCCGAUCUUGCUGGAGAUCAGCUGCGGAGCGAUUGACCGGGGGGCGAGCUUGGCGUUUUUGUCUCAGUAUCCGGGAGAGGAGGAGAUGUUGUUUCCGCCGCUGUCGUACUUGGAGGUGCUGAAGGAAUCGCGAUACAGCAUGAUGGAAGGAGAGAGAGUGAAGGUGCUGACGCUGAGGAUCAACGCGAACACGACGAGCUCGACGAUCGAAGAGAUGCUGGGGAAAAGGAAGCAGCUGUACGUGGGGCUGUUGGAGAACAUCGCGAGGGAGGUAGAACGAGAGCUUGUGGGUUGUGCAGGGAGGAUCCAGGAGCGGUUGAGGUCUGCUUUCAGGGAUAGACUUUCUAAUCUUUCACAGUUUCUCUUCCGUUCGAUAGAGAGAGAAUGUCGGGCCAUGGUGGAGGUAAGCAGAGGGAGGGAGGCGGAGUGGUACAACGAGGACUCGAGGUACAAGGAGGCGAUCGAGCUGUCAAAUUCAAUGAAAGACAUGGCGAUCAAUAAGCUCAGACACUGGAUCGAAGAUACCACGGGAGACAACAAGUGUUCCAGUCUUGGCAACGAAGUGAUGAGAUCAGUGUAUUGGAGGACGAUGGCGGGUCUGAUGUACAAGAUCAGCUCGCUUACUCCAGCAGGCGAUGACGUCAGACUAGAGCUGAGCAAACGGUUGUGUGGGAUGUACGGCUUGUCGAUCUCAAGCGAAGAGGACCAAGCGGAGCCUCCGACAGUGAGGGCAGUCAUACGAGGACAGGGCGAGCUGAUACCGCUGCUCAAAGCUGGAGGAUGCGACAAAGACAACCGCAGUAGGACAUGCGCACAUGAGGCGAGUCAAGCGGGGCACGUAGAGAUACUGCGAUACCUCGAGGAGACAUGCGGGCAAGAGCUGCUGCGAGAGAAGGACGAUGAAGGCAGGACAUGUGCGCAUGAUGCAAGCUACGGGGGUCACCUGGAGGUGCUUGAGUACCUCGCAGAGACAUGCGGGGAAGAGCUGCUGAGAGUCAAGACCAAACGCAGGAGGACAUGCGCGCAUGGAGCGAGUCAUGGCGGGCAUGUAGGGGUACUACGGUACCUCGGUGAGACGUGCGGAAAGGAGCUGCUGAGGGACAAGGACAAAGCUGGUAAAACCUGCGCACAUACUGCAAGUCAUGAAGGGCAUCUGGAGACAUUGCGAUACCUGGCAGAGACAUGCGGGAAGCAGCUUCUGCUGCAGAAAGCCUUGGAUGGAAAAACUUGUAAUGAUGAAGCAAGACUCAAUAAUCACUCAGAUGUUGUCGAGUAUCUUCAAAGUCUUGGCACGGAGUAG
This is a messenger RNA of Guillardia theta CCMP2712, 2535 nucleotides long. RefSeq lists its product as hypothetical. The transcript has 2 exons. NCBI's taxonomy places the organism in Eukaryota, Cryptophyceae, Pyrenomonadales, Geminigeraceae. The record is from RefSeq and is a predicted model, not a curated record. Gene Ontology annotation, molecular function: protein binding; NAD+-protein-arginine ADP-ribosyltransferase activity. The coding region runs from base 1 to 2535 and encodes 844 amino acids.